Messenger RNA from Zea mays, 1354 nucleotides. RefSeq lists its product as uncharacterized. Gene Ontology annotation, biological process: carbohydrate metabolic process; carbohydrate derivative metabolic process. Gene Ontology annotation, molecular function: isomerase activity; carbohydrate derivative binding. NCBI's taxonomy places the organism in Eukaryota, Viridiplantae, Streptophyta, Magnoliopsida, Poales, Poaceae. The record is from RefSeq and is marked provisional.
AUUCUCUACGCCUCGUGCUCCUUCCCUUCUACCGUUCGGCUGCGUACCCGCGUCUCCCCAGAUCCGCUGCCCCGCCCUCUCGACGCGGCAAUUCCUCGAACGCCCCGCGCGAGCCACGCCCUCGCCGCCCAUGGGCUCGCUCCCGGCGCCGGCCUCGGCGGAAUUCGCCCCGCGGCCGCGGGGGCGCGCCACGGUGGUGGCGUCGGACCUGGCGCCGCUCUUCUCCGCGCAGCGCCGGCACCUGGACCACUUCUUCGACCGCCUCGACAUGGCGCAGGCGGCGGCGUUCGCGCAGGCGCUGCUCGACGCGCCGGGCGCCGUCUUCUUCACGGGCGUCGGCAAGUCGGGCAUCGUGGCGCGCAAGACCGCGCAGACGCUGGCGUCGCUGGGCCUCGCGCGGGCCGGCUUCCUCGCCCCCGUCGACGCGCUCCACGGCGACAUCGGCGCGCUCUUCCCCGGGGACGUCCUCGUGAUCCUCUCCAAGUCCGGGGCCUCCGACGAGCUGCUCGCGCUCGCGCCCUGCGCGCGCGCCAAGGGCGCCUACCUCGUCUCGCUCACCUCCGCGGCCUCGGGGGAUGACUGCCCGCUCGCCGCGGCCUGCGACCUCAACGUCCACCUGCCGCUGCAGGGGGAGGUGUGCCCCUUUGGCCUCGCGCCCGUCACCUCCACCGCCAUCCAGAUGGUGUUUGGGGACACCGUCAUCGCCGCCAUCAUGGAGGCAAGGCGACUCUCCAGGGACCAGUACGCUUCCAACCAUCCCGCUGGCAAGAUCGGCAAGACCCUCAUCUUCAAGGUUAAGGAUGUUAUGAAGAAACAGAAUGAGCUUCCUCUGUGCAAGGAGGGAGAUAUGAUAAUGGACCAACUCACCGAGCUCACCAGUAAAGGUUGUGGUUGUCUGCUUGUGGUUGAUGAAGAGCAUCAUUUGAUUGGGACCUUCACUGAUGGUGAUCUCCGGCGGACACUGAAGGCAAGCGGGCCAGCUAUCUUCAGUCUCACAGUUGGAGAGAUGUGCAACAGGAACCCAAGGACAAUCACUGCGGAGGCAAUGGCAGUUGAAGCCAUGGAGAAGAUGGAGGCACCACCUUCACCCGUGCAGUUCUUGCCUGUUGUCAACGAGAACAACGUCGUGUGUGGAAUCAUCACAUUGCAUGGAUUGGUCUCUGCCGGAUUGUAGACUUGUGUGGCACCAUUACCUGUUAGCUAGCUGUUACCGCUGGAGUAUUUAUGUGGAGCCUGAACUCUUCAGUGUACCCUUAUGUACAGUAUAGUGGUCGCUAAGAGGAACAUGGUACACUGCUUAUAAUGCUUGUGUUUUUGUACUUAAUUUUAAAUGCCGAUUGCCUUGGUUUCUCUU